AAAACAAAACUUCAUGCGGGAAUGUGUUUGAUUGAUAACUAAAUUGAAUGAAUGGUCAGAAUGGUGAAAAGUAAAAUUGGAACUGUGUGUAAGAUUUUUUGAAAUUUUCGUGUAUAUUUUAUUUGUGCUAUUAUGACAUUUAGUAUUGCUAACGAUUCGUAUGUAUCAUAUUGAUAUCGUUAUUCAAUUAUUUUGCAAUUGAAGUAAAUUUCUCAGUGUUUCUUGAUUAAGUUCGUGCGAUUAAAAUAAUUACGCAUUUCGGUAACGCUAUAAAAUGGAGACAAUUAUGCAAGUGUUUACGGAUUUUCAAGAAAAUCUCGAUCGUGAACAGAAUACCAGGGAAGUGAUAAAGAAUACUACCAAAGAAAUCGAAGAAAAUAGUCGUAAAAUCAUAACUCUUCUUCAAGUAAUUCAUCAAGAAGAAGGAUCGCAGCAAAUUCCGGUAGCUUGUGCAAAAUGUAAAUCAAUUUUAGAAGACGACGUUAAACCUGCCUAUAUCCAGUUAUCUAUGCAGAUAGAAAAAGGAAUGUAUUACAAAUACAACGAUUACUGGAAAAUAGCUUCUCAGAAGUUGUGUUUUUCUAUUGCUCUUAUCAAUUACUUGGAGAAAACGGUGUUAAUUUCUCAUGAAGAAGUUGCUUCGGUGUUGGGUUUAGCUGUAAAUGAGAAGGAGGGCUUUCAUUUACCGAUUGAAGAUUACUUAUUUGGUCUGUUGGCGUUGGUUAGCGAAUUAUCGAGAUAUGCUGUGAACGCUGUCACGAAUGGCGAUUAUGAGAAACCAAUGCAAAUAUCGCAUUUUGUAUCUGAGAUUAAUGCUGGAUUUCGUUUGUUGAAUCUGAAGAAUGAUGCUUUACGUAAAAGAUACGAUGUUUUGAAAUACGAUGUCAAAAAAAUAGAAGAAGUUGUGUACGAUCUUUCUAUCAGAGGGUUAAAAACUCCUAAUACCGAAGGCAAAAAUUAACCGUGCUCAUGAGUUCCAUUUUUGAGGAAUUGUGUUUUCUAAAAUAAAUAUGCUUAAGCGUUUUUGUUUUAUUUUUCGGAAUAAAUAUUGCUUUCAGUUUUGUA
Molecule: messenger RNA, 1065 nt
Organism: Planococcus citri (citrus mealybug)
Lineage: Eukaryota; Metazoa; Arthropoda; Insecta; Hemiptera; Pseudococcidae
Gene: trsn
Product: translin
Exons: 1
Coding region: 275-961 (228 amino acids)
Biological process (GO): RNA metabolic process
Cellular component (GO): cytoplasm; nucleus
Molecular function (GO): single-stranded DNA binding; sequence-specific DNA binding; RNA binding
Source: RefSeq, a predicted model, not a curated record